This is a messenger RNA of Benincasa hispida (wax gourd), 1158 nucleotides long. RefSeq lists its product as uncharacterized. Lineage: Eukaryota; Viridiplantae; Streptophyta; Magnoliopsida; Cucurbitales; Cucurbitaceae. Gene Ontology annotation, biological process: DNA-templated transcription; termination of RNA polymerase I transcription. Gene Ontology annotation, cellular component: RNA polymerase I complex. Gene Ontology annotation, molecular function: zinc ion binding; nucleic acid binding. The record is from RefSeq and is a predicted model, not a curated record.
UUUUGAACGUAAUCGGAAAUCUGAUUCGGACUUUUAGCUUCCGUCCGGUUCGAUGAGUACCCACACAUUCGAGCGGUCGGUUCGGUCCAGAAUUUUUCUGUGCGAACCGAACCGAACCAAUUUACAGUGUAGCUCCCGAAGGGUUGAUGCUUCCAAAACCAAAAACUCUGGACAAAACCAUCUUGUUUUCAUUGGUUUGCUCUAAGGUCGAUUAUUGAUCCAUAUCUCCGCCCACCUCAGCUGUCUUCGGCCAACUUUUCGACGAGAAAUCUAUCAAAUCUCUUUCUGGGGCUUCAUCAAUUUUAUUAGCAGGAAUCUUGAAUAGGGGUAUAUGAUAAGUGGGCUAGUUUGAGCCUAUCAAAUCGAUUAAAUUGAGCUUACUACUUGUUAUUUAUGAGGAGGCCCCAUGAGGUUCUGACUCAAUUUUUUUUGGGUUUCUGAAUGACCCAGCUUAGUUAUUGUUUUGAGACAUUAUGUUCGUUUAAGUCUAUUGUGGUUAGAAAGCUCUUGGGGUAGCAGCAAGGGCCACUCAUGGCUUAUUCUCGUGGACAUGACUUCCUGUUUUGCAAUUUGUGUGGAACCAUGUUGUCGUUCAGCUCAACGAAAUAUGUUCAGUGUCCUUUGUGCAAAUCUCAGCGAAGUGCAAAAGAGAUCAUUGGUAGAGAAAUAAGUUACACAGUUACUGCUGAGGAAAUUAGGAAGCAGUUGGGAAUUUCAUUAAUUGAUGAAGAGAAAAUGCAGCUAUCAAAGGAAAGGAGGAGAUGUGAAAAAUGUGGGAAUGAUGAAGCUUGGUUUGAGAGCAGACAGAUGAGAUCAGCUGAUGAAGGGCAGACCACAUUUUAUACCUGUACCAAAUGCCAUCAUCAGACCAGAGAGAAUUGAUCAUCUUCCAUAUAAAAUGUUUCAAGGAUGUCACGGUGGUUCAUUAUAUAGAAAUAUGCAAUAUCCUUGAAUUAUGGCUCCAAUGCAAUCCAAAAGCUUUAACAUGCUGAAUUAUGUUAGACAGUAAAACUUGAUCGGAAUCUGUAAGUUAAAAAACUUCUCAUUAAUAUAUCAUGAAGUAGCAAGCAAAAUUCAUUCUUGAAUGGUUUUUAGGCAUUCUGUAAAUAUUGAAUGGUUUUUAGGACCUGGUUUGGUAACAACUAAGGUUGACUUCAA